GCUGACUCCAUUCAUGUGUGGGAACGAACAGAGGACACAGAUCUAGAGUAGGCAAGAGGAUGGACAGGUCCGUUCGAGUGAACAAUCAUUCAUCGCUGUCUCAUGCAUUCAUUGCAACGAGCUGACACACUAGUGUGGGCUCCAGGUGUGAGUCAGCUCCGCCACCUGCUUCUUGCCUUGGUCACGGUAGUCCUGAAACACCCGACAUAGCUCCUCGUACGUGAUGCAGUCCGUAAUCGACUGCACACACGCAGGUACGUAUGCAACGACAUUAGACACGUGACGGCAUAAUGUCAUGUCUCGUCCUUUCGCGAAUCUGAUGCGAGCCGGCCUCAAACCCACCUGACCUGUUCCACUUUGUUGACUGUUUUGACAUCAUUGGCCGUCAGCUUGUCAUCUGGAGAAACAAAGGCGCCGGCCCCAUACACAUGCAGGCACAAGAGAAGAGGUGUGGCAGAUCAACGCGCGCAAAGCUAUCUACCCCUCCUGUGUGUUGGGUGCCUUUUGCUGCCUGCAGCAUACCCCUGAGGCGUUGGACGAUCCAUCCGCCCUCCACCCACUCUCCCUGGGCAGUGUACUUGUCCAGGUCAAUGGGAAGAAACGUCUUGACGUCCUCGCGGCGAAAGCACUCCCAUAUCUGACCGCUCGGAUUCAGCUCGUCCGCCUUCCUGCAUCAACCAGCGGAUUCACACAUGGAUGCACGCACACACACCAAUGCGAACAGGCGGCCGCGCCACCAAGGGAAAGCUCUGCCAGCCCCCUCCGUGGCCGUGCGGGUGUUUGUGUCUGCGUGUGCCAUUCAUCUUUUGCGAAGCGUGUGCGUACCUUGCUUUGGCCAUGAGUUCGUGGUACAUGUCCCCAACAGGGGCGAGCCAGCCGUACGGCACGUUGACUCCCUGUCCCGCACACACACACCAGACGGGCAGAUGAGGCACGCAUACACUAAUGCGGGCGACCGACGACCACAGUGAAUGCCAUUCCAUUCAUUGCCUGGCCUUGGCUCACGUGCUUUGCAACGUAUAGCUUCACAUAAGCUGGCUCCUUGCCAUUGUAGAUGACCUCAAUGCGGAAGUCAACCUGCAUCCACACACCACAUGACGCGAUGUGACAGAGCACCAGACAGCUUCGGCUUCCGUCGGUAGCUUACUGUGUUGAGGUGUGGCGGCUUCCACUUCAACAGUUGGCGGCACGUACCUGGGAUGUAUGGCACCUUCACUGGGGUGAAGAUGAUCCCAUCAGACUCAUGCGGAAGCUUCGACGAGAAACCCAUGAUCGUCGGGAUGUGCCAAAUCUCAAAGAAGUCCUGAAUCAGCACACACGAAUUGGACUGUGACACUAGCGAUGGCAGCACUCAGUGCUAGCCAGCCAAGAGCUCUCUGAACGACCUUGAGGAAUAUCUCGAAGGGCUCAUUUGGAGCCUCGUUUUGCACCAUCCACUGUCGUCGCGGCUCCACGACCUCCACCAAUGCCUUCUUCAGGCGCUCGAGAAGGUUCUCCUUGACGACGCUGACGCCGUUGAUCGCUAUCGCAUCAUAGAUGAGGAACCGCAAUCGGCGAUCUGCAGAGCCACCGCCGUUGCUCGGCUUUGCGACAUCCUCCACCAGCUCGCCGUCGAGGAGAGUGUCGUGGUGCGUCUUGAGCGGCCUUCCGUCAUCAGCAGUUGGCAGCUGGCCCCCGGUGCUCCGAUCCCUCGUCGGAAGAGUGACAGAGCACUGCAUGACCUCCUCGCUCCGGUCGAGGAGGUACACGUGGCCUCGUCCGUCACUUCCCGUCGCCGCGUAAAGCAUGUACCGCACACCAUCCGUCUUCUCACAGGCCACGUACAGGUUCCGGAGAAUCUCUGACAAAUUCGACUUGCUCAGGGAGACAGGUUGAGAGCCAGGAAAGGAAGACUCAGACCACACGCAAAGCUUCCGGCAGCGCUCGCGAAUCUGCGAAUAACGAACCAACAUGAGAACACAACAGAACAAAGCACGAUAGUUGGCUCCUGACGUUGACCCCACCUGAGUCAGCAGGCGGGCAUGCUUGGGGUGCUCUAGCCUGUGCAUUCCGGCUGGGUGCAUCCUUGUACGACUGGAUAGACGGAAUGAUCGGUACGGCGGGAGAGGAUAUCCUCGCGAAUUCCUCGGAAUGGGGAAAAUCCCG
Molecule: messenger RNA, 2145 nt
Organism: Vitrella brassicaformis
Lineage: Eukaryota; Vitrellaceae
Source: the annotation of a GenBank genome assembly